Molecule: messenger RNA, 1137 nt
Organism: Fraxinus pennsylvanica
Lineage: Eukaryota; Viridiplantae; Streptophyta; Magnoliopsida; Lamiales; Oleaceae
Source: the annotation of a GenBank genome assembly
AUGGAAUGCUGUCCAAUUUGCAAUAUUCAUUUAGGAUGUGUUCCAUUGGAGAAGUUGAGGCCCGAUCAUAAAUUGCAAGAUGUAAAGGCAAAGAUAUUUCCUUCCAAGAGAAAGGUAAAUGCAACUGAAGUGUUGACUCCAGUUCCAUUACCUGCAAAGAGAAAGGAGAGGUCACUCUCAUCACUGGCGGUCAGCGCUCCUAGAGCAUCAGCACACAGUGGAAUGACAGGAAGAAGAUCAAAAUCUAUCGCAGGAAAAGCAUCAAGAAGUUCCAGUUUUGCAAAAAAGAAAGCUGUUGACAAAGAGGAAGACUCAGUGGAAGACCACCCUGAGAGCUCUAAGUCACCUGAGACUCUAAACAAAUUUUCUCAAAAUACCAGGCUGAACCCUAAUGCUGCUGAGACGUCUAGCAGACUUAGUCCUGAUGAAGGAAGAGAGAAUGGUUCUGAACCAUGGAAAGGGAAAGUUGAUCUUUGGAAGCCCUUGAAUUGUUUGGUGGAAGCAGCAAAUAGGAGUAAAUCUUCUCAGCUUACCCCACAAGGAUCUGUUGCUAAGUCGGAAUCUAUACAUACCCAUGAUAACGAAGGCCUUGUCCGUAAAACCAAAAACAAGGAACCCGGGACAAAGUCAAAAGUUCAACAUGACAAGAUUGGCAAAGACAGUGACCAUGGGGAAUCAGAAAAACCUAAAAAAAUGCGUAGGAUCCAGCAGAAGAAGGGACAUAAUUUUGGAGAGUUUAGAAUAGAACCCCAGAAUGUGCUCAAUGCUGCCACUGCUAUCUGUGAAAAAAGAAAUAAUCCAAUUUGGUUCUCUUUAGUAGCAUCUGAUGACCAGGAAGGUCUGGAAGGAGAUGCACACUUGCCACAAAUUUCUGCAAGCUACUUGAGGAUAAAGGAUGGGAGCAUACCAGUUUCUUUGAUCCGUAAGUACCUGAAGAGGAAGUUGGAUCUUACAAGUGAAGAUGAGGUUGAAAUUAAAUGCAUGGGACAGUCAGUCGUCCCCACAUUGACACUGAAUAAUCUAGUUGAUAUAUGGCUUCAAACAACUACUUCAGAGAGAGUAUCAGCCACUGCUGGUUCAUCAGCGAAGGAUUUUGUGAUGGUGUUAAGCUACACUCGCAAAGUUCCCAAUCCUUGA